AGGAAGGACCAUCAUGUGCAGGUUUAAUCAUCUUAUGAUGCUCAGAACUAUAUAAGAGCUGAUGGGAGAGUAUGUGUUGACAGAGAGCCGCAAUCUGACCACCUCGACACAUAUAGGGACAGAAACAGAAGACCAGCAGAUCAUCAUCAAUUCAGUGCGCUUGCUAUUGGUCUUGUGAAUAUGGAUGUCUCCAAGCCUAAAGCGAGCAGCAAGGUUGCCACACGGGCCAUGGCGCCCGGCAGUCCCCACAAGGGCCCGCCCAAGUUCAAACAGAGGUCAACACGGCAGUUCAAGAGCAAGCCACCCAAAAAGGGUGUCAUUGGAUUUGGUGAAGAAAUUCCUGGAAUGGAAGGAUUGGGAACUGACUUCAACGUGAUCUGUCCGUGGGAGGCAUACAGUCACCUGGAGUUACAUGAGCUGGCCCAGUAUGGCAUUAUAUGAGGUCAUUUCCUGUUCCCACAUCCCACUGAACAACAUCCUGCACCUUAAUACAUCUUUUAAAUAUUAAUAUUCAUACAGCAAUAUCUUUGGUUGAUGUUUGGUUAAAUAAAUCAGCAAUAAUGAACUGGAUGUUAGUUAAUCUACCUCUUAAAACUGAAAUUUCUUGUAGAACUAGAUUAAUUUCACUCUGUCGCCAAUGCUAAUUUCAGAUAACCUUUUCAUACUCUGUUUUUACUUUAUUAUUUUACGUGUUAUAGUAUUGUCAUAUUGACAUGCAAUGGCCAUUUUAGGUGUCAGAUUUUACUUCCUUAUAACCCUGCAAACAUCAUCUUAGGUUACUAAAGGUAGCAUGAGUUGUGGAUUUUUGUGCUUUCAUUUUGUCAAAUUGCAAAUGUUCAAAAUGAGUUUGGAUUAUGUGGGGUCUCAGUGUUUGCCCAUAACGCGAGUACUGGGAGCAGCUCUCUGUGAGAGCUCGGCCCAGUUUAUUGGCCUUAUGAUGCUGGAGAGCCAUAAAAGAAUGAGUCCGUCUCAUUCCCGGCAGCGCAGAAAAGGUUUGGAUAUAUAAUAAAGUCUGAUUAUUUUCAUA
Molecule: messenger RNA, 1027 nt
Organism: Onychostoma macrolepis
Lineage: Eukaryota; Metazoa; Chordata; Actinopteri; Cypriniformes; Cyprinidae
Gene: pde6ga
Product: phosphodiesterase 6G, cGMP-specific, rod, gamma, paralog a
Exons: 4
Coding region: 181-441 (86 amino acids)
Biological process (GO): positive regulation of epidermal growth factor receptor signaling pathway; positive regulation of G protein-coupled receptor signaling pathway; visual perception
Cellular component (GO): photoreceptor outer segment membrane
Molecular function (GO): 3',5'-cyclic-nucleotide phosphodiesterase activity; cGMP binding
Source: RefSeq, a predicted model, not a curated record